AUGGUGAUCGACCUGGAUCCUGCAUCCGAUGUUGUCUUUGCAAAUCGCAGCCAGGCAAACUUGAGUAAAAUGCUAUGGGAGGAUGCGCUCCUCGACGCGGACAAGGUCACCGAACUCAAUCCUUCGUCUCACAUUGGAUUCCAGUUGGCGCACGCAGCGCUGCGUGGCGCGCAACGUUACGAUGAAGCCAUGGAGGCCUUCACGAUCAUGUUGUCAAAGUUGGACGAAGCUCCCGAAGCUCACAUACGAGAUCUGCGUCAGCAGUACGUCUGUCCAUCCGAGGCGGAAGACGCUAUUCGGAAAGCAGUUAUAAUUGAACUCACCAACGCCCCCCUUCGUCUGCUCAACACCUCCACGGGAAUUCUGUGCGACAGAGCAGCACAGCUAAACUCCUUCAAGACGAGUCCAGAAUACAAGGAGCUUUUGUCAUUCAUAACAAAGCGAUCGGAUCUCCAAAUGGAACGCAUCAAGGAGGUGGUGACGAUGCACUUCCGUUGCGUUUUGCUAUCACACAGGUGGGAAGAGAGGGAGGCGCUGCUGCACCACAUCCAGGAUAAAGAUGUGCGCAAGUUGAAGGGAGUUGGCGGGAUCACGAAACUGCAGUCGUUCUGCAAAGUCACUCGUGAUGCGGGGUAUAGCUGGGCGUGGAUGGAUACAUGCUGCAUCGACAAGAGCAACAACGUCGAGCUUCAAGAAUCGGUCAAUUCCAUGUUCGUCUGGUACCAUCACUCGGCGCUUACCAUAGUCUACCUAUCCGAUGUCCCUCCUUCAUCCCAACCCGGCGCACUGGCGAGCAGUGUUUGGAAUGAGCGAGGAUGGACCUUUCAAGAAUUAGUGGCUCCGAAAGUCCUUAUAUUUUAUCAGAAGGAUUGGUCAUUAUAUCGCAACGAUCGCUCUCCCAACCACAAAGAGUCCCCAGAAAUCAUGAAGGAGUUGGAGGGUGCCACGGGAAUAGAUCCACAGGCCCUGCUAUCCUUCCAUCCAGGGGUGAGAGAUGCUAGACAGAAACUGCAAUGGGCAUCGAAGCGCGUCACCACUGUGCAGGAAGACACCGCGUACUCGUUAUUUGGUAUUUUCGACGUCCACUUACCUGUCAUCUAUGGUGAGAGGAAGCAGAGCGCGCUCGGGCGGCUCCUGCAGGAUAUUGUGUCUCGGUCGGGCGACAUCACCGCCCUGGACUGGGUCGGACAAUCGUCCGAGUUCAAUAGUUGCCUUCCAGCCGACAUCAUCUCAUAUGCAACCCCGCCAUGCUCCCUACCAUCACUGUCUGAAGAUGAGAUUCAGACAGCGGUCUCUUCGUUGCGAAACAUCGUGGCUGUUGACUUAGCUUCUAAACUGUAUAACAUGCUCGAGGACAUGAAUGCUCCCCUCUUCGCCAACAGCAGACUCCGUCUACCUUGCAUCGCAUUCCGGGUCACAGAAGUCAAACGGAGGCGCGGUGACGCUACUCAUUCCACGUAUGGAGUGAAAGCAAAUGGGCUUUGGAACUUGGUGAUCACCACGGACGAGACACUAAAACAGUUCUCGCGCGCAAAGCCUACUGGACAGACGUUCUUUCUUGUCCGCCCAUGGGAUCGUCGCCUCCUUGAGCUGCCUGACUUUGCAGACGAAGCGGAGAGCGUGGGAGAUUUGUCCGAGUCCGAGUCGUCCAGCAACUCACCUGGAGAAGAGGAGUCGUCAGUUGGCUCGGAAGUUGACUCGCGAUCAUUGCGUUUGAUGGUUCACCUUGGGCAGGCUUUCAGCGCACUCUUGGUAGCGCAGCAACGCGUUGGAGAGUACAAGAGGGUCGCUUCGGACCGUAAUAUCAUUGCGCAGGUGAAAGACCCGGCUUCGAUUGACGUUUUGAAUAUCAGGACCCUAGACAUAUUGUAG
Molecule: messenger RNA, 1872 nt
Organism: Suillus fuscotomentosus
Lineage: Eukaryota; Fungi; Basidiomycota; Agaricomycetes; Boletales; Suillaceae
Exons: 3
Coding region: 1-1872 (623 amino acids)
Molecular function (GO): protein binding
Source: RefSeq, a predicted model, not a curated record